UCUCAGACAAGGUGUAGUAUUCCGCUUCCGCCAGCAGAGGGCGCCCUCGCGUCAGACCAGGAAGUGUCGUUUGCUGCCACCUACAGGACGCUCGAUGCCACGCCCCAAAAAAAGGCCAAUUUUGACCUCUUGUUGCUGGGGUCAAAAAGAGGUCCCGACAGACAGGACUAUCAUCACAUGACACGUGCACGCUCACAGCUGCUCUACUUAAACGCUGCUCGCACAAGAGGGGGACCUCCGUGAAGACAUCAUAUUGCGAAGACAUCAACUGAAGACAUGGCCAGCAGGAAGACCAAGAAGAAAGAAGGCGGAGCCAAGCGGGCCCAGCGUGCGUCGUCUAAUGUGUUCUCCAUGUUUGAGCAGACUCAGAUCCAAGAGUUCAAAGAGGCUUUCACUCUCAUAGACCAGAACAGAGAUGGAUUCAUCGAUAAAGAAGACCUGAAGGACACGUACGCCUCUCUGGGCAAAGUGAACGUGAAGGACCAGGAAGUGGAGGAGAUGCUGAAAGAAGCGAGCGGUCCCAUCAACUUCACCAUGUUCCUCACUCUGUUUGGAGCCAAGCUUCACGGCACCGACCCAGAAGAGACUAUUCUGAGCGCCUUCAAAAUGUUCGACGCCGACGCCAAAGGCUUCAUCCACAAAGACGACUUACAGAAACUCUUGACAACACAAGCUGACAAGUUCUCACAGGACGAGGUCAAGCAAAUGUUUCAGUCGUCCAACAUCGACUCGUCAGGGAACUUGGACUACAAGUCUUUGUGUUACAUCAUCACUCAUGGCGAGGAGCGUGAAGAAUGAAGGAAAAACCAAGACAGCACCUUAUUUAUCCUUUUAUUUUCUUCUUGUUGCUAGGCAGAAUACCAGAUGAAAGAUGUCUGCUUCCUGUUGCUAGGUAAAAUACAAAAAAAAUGGCAUGUCUUCUUCUUUGAAUAGAAAAUAAAAAAAUAUCUGCCCUGUU
Nerophis lumbriciformis (worm pipefish) is the source of this 958-nucleotide messenger RNA. Its product is annotated as myosin light chain 5-like. The record is from RefSeq and is a predicted model, not a curated record. Lineage: Eukaryota; Metazoa; Chordata; Actinopteri; Syngnathiformes; Syngnathidae. Gene Ontology annotation, molecular function: calcium ion binding.